This is a messenger RNA of Pochonia chlamydosporia 170, 1053 nucleotides long. Its product is annotated as kinase domain-containing protein. NCBI's taxonomy places the organism in Eukaryota, Fungi, Ascomycota, Sordariomycetes, Hypocreales, Clavicipitaceae. The transcript has a single exon. Gene Ontology annotation, molecular function: protein kinase activity; ATP binding. Bases 1 to 1053 code for a protein of 350 amino acids. Gene Ontology annotation, biological process: protein phosphorylation. The record is from RefSeq and is a predicted model, not a curated record.
AUGUUCUCGCAUGAUCCAAGGACGCCUCCGUACGACAUACGCGGCUGGGAUACCGGGGAUGAUCACUUUGACAUUAACAUACGAGUGAAUGGAUUUCGCUUCAAUGUCACAGUGUCCCAAGAGAAUUUUGUCAACUCGCCACAAGCUCUGCGCGUUUUCCACGAGAUAUUCGAUAAGCUUGCUGCAGGUGAGGAUUACGACCCCGACGUCUGGCAAUAUUCUGAGGACAUCGCCGAUGUAUUCGUGUCACAUUUCCAGCAGCUGGCACCAGCAGCAGCUCAUACUGGAAAGUUAACGCUGGCCGACCUCGCUGUGCGCGGCUCUUUCGAGUGCGAGUACCGUGUUGUGGAUGAGACCCCAGUAGCAGGCACCGUCACGACGUAUUCACCAGAAUCUGCGUCAUGUCAGGAGUGGAAUAUUCGGCUCCUCCAGUCCUCCUUUCCAGUCUUUUAUCCUGGAGAAAUCGAGAUACCCUUCGCAGAUGGUGGAUCAAUCUACGACAUCGUGCCUCAAAAAGUCCGCGUCCGCGGCAAUGAAUACUUCUACAAAUCAUGUUGGUCACCAUACGAUGCUAUUAAUGAGGUGAAAAAAUACUCUAAAAUUGCAGCCUCCGAUAUAUAUGGACAACUUUGCAUCUCACGACUCUUCGGCAUAGUUGCUAACACAGACGGCCAAACCAAAGGCUUAUUGUAUGAUUUAAUCGAAGUUCGCGGCGCCGGGACGUUGACAUAUAUGAUCAGCUUUGACACCCCUAUUGCAUUGCGGAAGAAAUGGGCAUCACAGAUUCAGCAGACAGUAGCAGGCCUUCACAGCCUAGGGAUUGUCUGGGGGGAUGUCAAAUCAGAUAAUGUUUUGAUUGAUAAUGGCAACAAUGCUAUCGUCAUUGAUCUGGAGGGUGGCACGACAAGAGGCUGGAUUGAUCAUGACGUGAGUGGUUCGAUCGAAGGGGACUUGCAGGGUUUGGAGAAGCUGGUUGACUUCAUUUUCAACGAUGAGUCGCCACUCCGCAAAGGUCGUUUGUCGGACUUCGAUUGUAGCGACGAAUCGAAUUAA